Molecule: messenger RNA, 453 nt
Organism: Arabis nemorensis
Lineage: Eukaryota; Viridiplantae; Streptophyta; Magnoliopsida; Brassicales; Brassicaceae
Source: the annotation of a GenBank genome assembly
AUGUCAGAGGCAGUCAUAGCCAAAGGAUUUCGUGUCGGGCAUUUCCAAAUGGCGUUGGCAACUAAUGUUCAAUCAACUAGUGAGGCUAUGAGUGAGGCUUUGUAUACAGAGCUAUGGAAUGCUUGUGCUGGACCUCUUGUAACUCUACCCCGCAAAGGGGAACGAGUUUAUUACUUCCCAGAAGGUCACAUGGAGCAGCUCGAGGCAUCAAUGAAUCAGCCCUUGGAGCAACAAAUGCCUUCUUUCGACCUUUCAUCUAAGAUUCUCUGUCAAGUACCUCUCGAAUCCAUACACUUAGUUAAACCUAGACUAAAGGUUGGAGAUUUGCUUGUAAAUGGGGGUAGAGAAUGGAACCAAGCGUUACUAGAGGUCUUAUUUCCAGAUUCAGAAAGGAGAUUGAUAACGGAGAACAUACCAAGAGGAAGGGACAGUAGGGAUGAGUUUGUGUGGUAA